Phytophthora sojae is the source of this 741-nucleotide messenger RNA. RefSeq lists its product as hypothetical. The transcript is spliced from 3 exons. The coding region runs from base 1 to 741 and encodes 246 amino acids. The record is from RefSeq and is a predicted model, not a curated record. Lineage: Eukaryota; Oomycota; Peronosporomycetes; Peronosporales; Peronosporaceae.
AUGGCUCGAUCUUCCGGACCUGUCGCCACGGCAGACAGUAGUAUUUUGCUGUCUGAAGGCUGUUGGCUUCGCUGCAGUGGGCAUGGCAGGAGCGGAGGUUUGGGCAUUUCCCAUUCCGUUUUUCAUCCUGUCGCUCUCGAUGAUAUGGCCCCUGCUGCUCGUGGGCGCUUUACGUGUCGCCAUUGGGGCCGAUACGUUUCAUCAAGCUCGUUCUCGACCCUAACAACUCCGUCAGCUGAACAAACUUGGAACGAUGCAAGGAUUUUUAUUCUCUUCAAGACCGCGAACCAUACCAACUACGAACUACCCGUUCUCCUGUUGCUGUCUGUGUUCAAAGUCGUCAUGAAGGCGGCAUUCGUGUCAGCUGCAGCUCAUAAAGAAGACAUUGUCCCCGAAGAAGUUGUGCUCACAGUCGACUUUUUCGAUGCGUUUUAUCGGGCCACUUUCAUGCCCAACCUGUCUUGGACAUCGCUCGUAGUGGUUCUGGUCGUUCAGUUUUUGCAAACCGUGCUCGAAUUGCAUGAUCUUCAUCGACGAACUCAAAGUAUCCUGGCCCGUCUUCACAAGACUACUGGGGUCGCUAUAAACAGCACAAAGCGUGACCUACUCUCAACACUUCGGAACCACUUCAAAGGCAAGUACGCCCAGAUAUUCGCGUGCGCUCCUCCGUUCGUCAAAGCCUAUCUCGAGAAGGAAGAGAUGUGCUCGACAAACUUGGCAGCUAUCGGCAGAAUGGGAUGA